Messenger RNA from Colletotrichum chrysophilum, 1269 nucleotides. RefSeq lists its product as uncharacterized. The record is from RefSeq and is a predicted model, not a curated record. Gene Ontology annotation, molecular function: zinc ion binding; metallocarboxypeptidase activity. NCBI's taxonomy places the organism in Eukaryota, Fungi, Ascomycota, Sordariomycetes, Glomerellales, Glomerellaceae. Gene Ontology annotation, biological process: proteolysis. The transcript has 2 exons. Bases 1 to 1269 code for a protein of 422 amino acids.
AUGAAGUCGCUCGCUGUCCUUUCCACCACCAUCGCCGCCGCCUCUGCCGCCGCCGUGGCGGGGGCUAGCUCCCAACGGGUGAGCUACGACGGCACCAAGGUUUUCCGUGUGUCCGUCGGCGACGAGGUCGACCGCGUGAACGGCGUCAUCAACAAGCUUCAAUUGAACACCUGGAAGGGUGUUCCGAGAGCCGGCGCCUUGGCCGAUAUUGUCGUCCCGCCUGAGCAGGUCGACGAGUUCAACGCCGAGAUCUCGGGAUUGAACGUUACGACCAUGCACGAGGAUCUCGGCCUCAGCAUUGCUGAUGAGUCCAGCUUCUCAGUCUACGCCGUUGGAUCCGCCAACACCACUUGGUUCAACUCUUACCACGCGUAUGCCGACCAUCUGCAGUUCCUCAAGGACCUGGUGGCAUCUUACCCCAACAACGCCGAGAUCGUUACCUCUGGCAGCUCGCUCCAAGGCAACACCAUCACGGGCAUCCACAUCUACGGCAGCUCCAAGGGCACCAAGCCCGCCGUUGUUUUCCACGGCACCGUUCACGCCCGCGAGUGGAUCGGCACGAUGACCAACGAGUACAUUGCCUACAACCUGCUGACCAAGUACUCCACCGACACCGAGGUCAAGGGCUUCGUCGACAAGUACGACUUCUACGUCUUCCCCGUCGUCAACCCUGACGGCUUCAUCUACACCCAGACCACCAACCGUCUGUGGCGCAAGAACCGCCAGACCACCUCGGGCAGCAGCUGCCUCGGCCACGACAUCAACCGCAACUGGCCCUACCAGUGGUCCGUCACCGGCGGCGCCUCCACCGACCCCUGCGCCGAGGACUUCAAGGGCGCCUCCGCCGGCGACGCCCCCGAGACCGCUGCCCUCUCCGCCUGGCUGUCCAAGACCAAGGCCGCGCAGGGCCUGAAGCUCUUCAUCGACUUCCACUCCUACUCGCAGCUCUUCAUGACCCCCUACGGCUACUCGUGCACCGCCGUCUCCUCCAAGAAUACCGAGCUGCAGUCUCUCGCCAAGGGCGCCGUCGCCGCUAUCAAGGCCGUCCACGGCACCUCGUACCAGUACGGCCCCAUCUGCACGACCAUCUACAAAGCGACCGGCAGCAGUGUCGACUACGUCAACGACGUCGUCAAGGCCGACUACACCUUCACCCAGGAGCUGCGCGAUACCGGUAACUACGGCUUCGUCCUGCCCGCUAGCCAGAUCGUUCCCACUGGUGAGGAGACCUACGCCGGCGUCCGCUACCUUCUUCAGAACAUGAAGUAG